CUCUGGGCGGAAGUUGCCUGCCCAUCGUACACACUCUUUCAAAGAUGGCUCUCGCUAGUGUGUUAAGCAGUGAUUGUGCGGAUUUCUCGUCCGAGUACCGGCAGCCGUUCGCCUACAGCUGCGGUUCCGGACAGAACCAGGGGGAGCAUGAGGCGGUACCGGGGGACGGCCUGAGUUUCUGCCUGAAGAACCCGCUGCUCGCUGCCGACGAAGAUGGCGUGGAGAGGAAAAUCGAGUUUCUGCACGGAACAACCACAUUAGCCUUUAAGUUCCAGCACGGGGUUAUUGUGGCGGUGGACUCGCGGGCCACGGCGGGCUCCUACAUCGCCUCGCAGACGGUGAAGAAGGUGAUCGAGAUCAACCCUUACCUGCUGGGCACCAUGGCCGGCGGCGCCGCCGACUGCAGCUUCUGGGAGCGCCUGCUGGCCCGCCAGUGCCGCAUCUACGAGCUGCGCAACAAGGAGCGCAUCUCCGUGGCGGCCGCCUCCAAGCUGCUGGCCAACAUGGUGUACCAGUACAAAGGCAUGGGCCUCAGCAUGGGCACCAUGGUGUGUGGCUGGGACAAGAGGGGCCCCGGGCUGUACUACGUGGACUCGGAGGGGAACCGGGUGUGCGGCGACCUGUUUGCGGUGGGCUCCGGCUCCAUGUACGCCUACGGCGUGAUGGACAGCGGCCUGCGGCACGAGCUGACCGUGGAGGAGGCGUGCGAGCUGGGCCGCCGCGCCAUCUACCAGGCGACGUACCGCGACGCUUACAGCGGGGGGCAGGUCAACCUGUACCACGUCCACGGCGAGGGCUGGACCAGGGUCUCCCAGGACGACGUGCUGAUGCUGCACCAGCAGUACAAAGAGAAGGCGUAGCUGACCGGGGGGGGAAAGAAGGAAGUGGCGAAAGGUUUUCUAAAGUCCGUUCUUUGAUAUGUUCUGAAAAGUUAGCAGAGAAAUAAAAAAAAGGACUCCUCUUCCCGUCGCCUUCCAGUUUUAUCACUUCUGUUACUCGUGGCUAGCUUCCAGCUGUACGCUGUGCAUGUUCACAAUGCCAGCGAGCCCCGCUCACCUUGUACAGAUUCUAAUUUGCGGGGCUGCAGAGCGGCCGCCGGUGAUUCACACUCGCUUAAUGCAGCGUGGGAGUAUUGUGGCGCUCACCCCGCGAACCUUUCAUUUCACAUCCUACCCUUGAAAAGUACAAUACCUCCUGCAAUAAAACCCGUGUUCCUUCUGAA
Messenger RNA from Fundulus heteroclitus (mummichog), 1222 nucleotides. RefSeq names its product proteasome 20S subunit beta 5 (gene psmb5). Lineage: Eukaryota; Metazoa; Chordata; Actinopteri; Cyprinodontiformes; Fundulidae. The record is from RefSeq and is a predicted model, not a curated record. The transcript has 3 exons. Gene Ontology annotation, cellular component: proteasome core complex. Gene Ontology annotation, molecular function: threonine-type endopeptidase activity. The coding region runs from base 45 to 860 and encodes 271 amino acids.